Mauremys reevesii (Reeves's turtle) is the source of this 1992-nucleotide messenger RNA. RefSeq names its product C3a anaphylatoxin chemotactic receptor-like. Gene Ontology annotation, cellular component: plasma membrane. Gene Ontology annotation, molecular function: complement component C5a receptor activity; G protein-coupled receptor activity; complement component C3a receptor activity. Bases 100 to 1260 code for a protein of 386 amino acids. The record is from RefSeq and is a predicted model, not a curated record. Gene Ontology annotation, biological process: inflammatory response; complement receptor mediated signaling pathway; phospholipase C-activating G protein-coupled receptor signaling pathway. Lineage: Eukaryota; Metazoa; Chordata; Testudines; Geoemydidae. The transcript is spliced from 2 exons.
GGUGACUCCAGAGCCAGUGCUUAAGACAAGAGCUAUGAUCAGAGUGGUUCUUGCUCGCCAGUGAAUUGAGGAGUCUGCUGUACUGGGUAUCUAAAGACUAUGUCUCUACCCCUGAGGAGUAACAGCACAUACAAGCCAGAUGAUGGUGCCACACUACAGUAUGCACCAGAAAUCAUUGGUUCCUUAAUUAUCUUCAUUCUCACCUUUAUCCUGGGCCUCCUGGGCAAUGGCUUGGUGAUCUGGGUGGCUGGCCUGAAAAUGAAGCGGACCGUGAACACUGUGUGGUUCCUGCACCUUGCCAUCGCCGACUUCCUGUGCUGCAUGUCUCUGCCAUUCUCCAUCAUUCACCUGAUCCUCCAUGAGUACUGGCCAUAUGGCCACUUCCUCUGCAAGGUUAUCCCAUCAGCCAUCAUCCUCAACAUGUUUGCCAGCGUCUUCCUCCUCACUGCCAUCAGCAUUGACCGGUGCCUGAUGGUGAUGAAGCCAGUUUGGUGUCAAAACCACCGUAACGUGAGGCUUGCAACAGUAAUGUGCAGUUGUAUCUGGCUCUUGGCCUUCAUUAUGUGUUGUCCUGCAUUCCUCUACCGUGAGACCGUCGAAGAUGAAAAUGGCAAAACUGUUUGUAGUUAUCAAUUUGGAGAUGAUAGGGAUUAUGUGGAUUAUGGGAAUGAUUCAGCCAUGAGCUCUGGCAUGUCCCAAGAUGAAUAUUCUGGUGGUUUCUCCAGCACUGAUAAUCCUGGCACCUUUUACAAUGAUACUAUCUUAUUCGGGAACUUGAAUGAUUACUUCAACAUCAGUCUGUCCAUCAGUAUUACCAGGAUUGUCUUUGGCUUCCUCCUUCCCUUUAGCAUAAUGGCAGUUUGCUACAUCCUUAUAGUCAUCAAGAUGCAUAGAGCCCAAUUUACCAAACCCCGUGGUAAGACCCUGCGAGUGAUCCUGGUUGUGGUGGUUGCCUUCUUUGUCUGUUGGGCUCCAUUCCAUGCAGUUGGGGCACUGUCUCUCCUAGCUAUGCCAGGCACUGGAUUUAGGGAGGCAGUGACACUGUGGGACCACCUCUCUACAGCACUGGCCUAUGCAAACAACUGCAUCAACCCUUUGCUCUAUGUAUUUGUGGGGCGGGACUUCAGGCAGAAGGCACGCCAAUCAGUGCAGGGCAUCUUGGAGGGCAUCUUCAGUGAGGAAAUUACACGCUCCACUUCCUACUCACGGGACAGGACCAAGACUGCAGCAGACAGAGAUAUCAGCAGCAACACCCUCUAAAAUGGGACUUCCAGACAGCACUGCCAGAGCAAGGAGGGAAGUUUGCACCUUCCAUGACAGUGACUUUUUGCUUUAGGUCAGCAGAGCCAGAACAAUGAGUUUGACGAUGUGUGGUGGAUUAUGUAGUUACUCCUUUGACAUUACUAAAUAAGAAUGUGGUUGCAGAAUAUCUAUGUUCUACAUUUAUUGAGCAUGUAUCACAUCAUCUGUACCUGCUAAAUUACAGGGAGAAGUUACUUCGACAUUUCUCCUUGGAAUUUGUCAUUAUACCUUUCCCCACCCUUAACUCUGCUUCAGCUGGGACCCUGAACUUUUUUCACAGCAGUGCCCAGCAGGAGUGUCCUCUGGGAAUUCUAGUUUUCCUCACAACAGUGCAUUGUAGCAGACAUCCCCUACCUGCUCAUCAGCAUUGGAAGCUGUCUUUCAGGCCAGUAUUCCUAGGAUCUUUCAGUUUCAGUUAACCAUGGCCUUCCUCCCUACUAUUCCUGUCCCCAAAGGGCCACUUCUCUUAUUUUCAUGGCAGCUCAAGGAGAGUUUCUACAUUGCAGCUAAUAUAUCACUGCACAGAAUCAGUAACUGGGGCUUAAGGGGCAAUUUUCUGAAAAACAAACCUCCUGCUGUAGACAUGGGUUCAUUAGAAAUAGGACCCUCCUUUAUGGCUUUAGAAGGUCCCCUUGAUAUUACAGCUUGAGAUACAGUGAUGAGGCAAUUGAGGUAGAUUCCACCAAUUAU